Messenger RNA from Spinacia oleracea (spinach), 1831 nucleotides. RefSeq names its product CBL-interacting serine/threonine-protein kinase 20-like. Gene Ontology annotation, biological process: signal transduction; protein phosphorylation. The coding region runs from base 220 to 1626 and encodes 468 amino acids. The transcript has a single exon. Lineage: Eukaryota; Viridiplantae; Streptophyta; Magnoliopsida; Caryophyllales; Amaranthaceae. Gene Ontology annotation, molecular function: ATP binding; protein serine/threonine kinase activity. The record is from RefSeq and is a predicted model, not a curated record.
AUUCUCUCUUGUAGGGCAUGAUUUUAAUUGAAUUUCCUUUCUUUUAUUGCCCUCCCCUUUCCUUCCCUUCUGAUUAAUUUCUCUCCAUCUCUUCUUCUACAAUCAUGAACAACAUGAUGGAAGAAUUUGAUAUCGAGACAUUAUCCAACAAUCGAAACAUCCUUUGACAAUCCCACCCUACACAAAAUUAAGCUAAAAGAAUCAAUUCAAGCAAAAAAAAUGGAGAAGAAAGAAGCAAUUUUGUUCCAAAAAUACGAAGUAGGGCGGUUGUUAGGGCAAGGGAAUUUUGCGAAAGUGUACUAUGCUAGGCACAUUGUCUCGGGUAAAAGCGUAGCGAUGAAGAUCGUAGACAAAGAUAAAGUCCUAAGGGUUGGAAUGAUAAAACAAAUUAAACGAGAAAUCUCGGUGAUGAGACUCGUUCAACACCCUAACAUUGUACAACUCUACGAAGUCAUGGCGAGCAGGACAAAAAUCUAUUUCGCCAUGGAAUAUGUUAAGGGCGGCGAGCUUUUUAACAAGAUUUCUGAAGGAGGGAAGUUAAAGGAAGAUGAAGCUAGAAAGUACUUUCAACAACUUAUAAGUGCUAUUGAUUUUUGUCAUAGUCGUGGGGUGUACCAUCGCGAUUUAAAGCCUGAAAAUCUUCUUUUAGAUGAGAAUGGUAACCUAAAGAUAUCUGAUUUUGGGUUAAGUGCAUUGCAAGAAACAAGGAGGCAAGACGGGCUAUUACACACGACGUGCGGUACUCCAGCCUAUGUUGCACCAGAGGUGAUCAAUAAGCAAGGCUACGAUGGUGCUAAGACCGAUAUAUGGUCAUGUGGGGUUGUGUUAUAUGUGCUACUAGCUGGUUUUUUACCAUUCCAUGACACAAAUAUUAUGGACUUAUACCGUAAGGUUAGCAAGGGAGAUUUUAAGUUCCCAAAUUGGUUCCCACCUGAGGUCAGGAAACUCUUAUGUAAGAUACUUGACCCGAACCCAUACUCGAGGAUAACUGUUGCAAAAUUAAUGGAUAAUCCUUGGUUUCUAAAAGGCUUCAAAGAUGUAGUUGGAUCUAAGGAUGUUGAAGUUCCUCCUACAACUCCUAGGGAUGUUAGCAUUGUGUUUAAUGACAUUGAUUUUGAAGGUACUAGUAGUUCUCCUACGAAAGUAGACGAAAGUAGCGAUGAUUCAACCCCAAUGAAGCCCACAUAUUUAAACGCAUUCGAUAUUAUCUCCCUCUCGUCGGGGUUUGAUCUAUCUGGUCUAUUCGAGAAGGACCAUAACAAGCACCAACCCGAGGCUCGGUUUACCACUUGUCAGCCUCCCUCAACGAUAGUCUCGAUAUUCGAAGACUUAGCUCAUGUAAAUAACAAGUUUAAAAUCCAUAAGAAGGAUGGGAUAAUGAAGUUGGAGAGUAACAAAGAAGGGAGAAAAGGGCUACUCAAAAUUGAUGCAGAGAUAUUUCAGGUAGCUCCAAUGUUACAUGUGUUAGAGGUCAAGAAAUCCAGUGGUGACACAUUCGAGUACAACGAGUUCUGUGACCGCGACUUAAGGCCUGCUUUAAGGGACAUAGUUUGGUCUUGGCAAGAAAGCAAUGCACCUUACAUUACUCAACAACAACCGCAACUACCGUCGGAACAGGUUGUUUAAGGAAUGUUUUUUUUUUGAGGCUGUUUAACAUAAAAGUCUUUUCAAUAUAAACUUAAAUUCAAGUUUUUGGCAGAUGAAUUGCUGAUUGUAUAAAUUUGUAAUUUUUGAGUUGUUGAUGUACCUUUAUGUAAUUUAAUAUCUUCCAUUUUUCAUGUUGGUUGAAUGGUUUAUGUAUAUAUAUAUGUAAAGAAAAUUGGUAUGAAAA